AAUUGUGAGGCGGGCUGAAAGACAGCAGCGGAUCCUUGCAGGGCGUAUGCAUAGUUAGCCCAGUUGUUUCUGCGUCGAAACGUUUUCCGUCGAGCGUGACGGUUCGCGGGUGCUGCUGUGUUUCUUCUGAGGAUGGUGUUCGCGCCUGGACGCACUCCAACGACGACGCCCCUCCAACGAGUCCUGGAUCCUGGUGUAAUCAGAAGCUAGACGUCAGUAAGGUCUGGCCAGCCGUUAUCAGAACAGCUGCAGUGAGUCGAGUGAACAGCGCCAAACAACGAAGGACUGAAAUUUGCAGGGAUCAGCUGAUGCUGCAUGUUUCGGCAAUGGUAAUGUCAGACAAGCUCUAAGGGGAUGCUGACGUGAAGGUCAAGGAGGUCAUGGCAGUACAGCAGUCUCAACUCAUGGGCCCAGCGCCUCCCGUUUCUUGGAGGUUCUCCCCUCUUCCUACUCACAUAUUCGGCUUGCUGCCAGACGCUUGUAGCAGUGAGAGUAGCGACACAGAACUGGAACAGAAAGAAGGUUUGCAGCAGAUAGAAGAAGAGCGGAAGUUGCGUCAACAACGACAAUACGAAGACUACAGGAGCUUUCUGGAGGAGCAAAAGCGCCAGUUCUGUCUGCAACAAGAAGCUCAACUGUAUCAAGAACACGAAGACAUUCAAGAACGAUGUUUUCAGGACGGGCGCUUCCGUAAGUGCUUGAGCGGGUACGUUCAGGAACAACGUUAUAUAGAAGACGAGUCCGUAGAGAACCGUAAUCUGAACGGGUGCCUUCAAGAACAGGAUAAAUAUAACCUCAGUGGUUACAAUCACGAACACGAUACAUAUCAGUUAAACGGACAUCUCCAAGAGCAACCGCGGGAUAAUCAGUUUACAGUUGAUGCAGAUCAGUGUCAUAAUCAGUUUGCAACACAGCAGUAUGCAGAAAACGAGCUUCAGUAUCUAGAAGGAGGGGAGGGGUGCUCCAGGCCCCCCCAGCAGUGUUACAGCACGGAUGUUCCGGUCGGGCACACUGAACUUGUAGGUCAGCAGGAGACAGACGAGGGCGGACGGCUGUUCUGUAUUGUCGGCCCCACCGGAAGUGCCUGUGCAACCAUGUCGACAUUAGUUGGGGCAGCGGAAGGGAUGCGGCUAGAACUUGCGGGGGUUACAUUGGACAGCAGCACGGAUGACCUGAACAGCAUCGCGACGACGUGUGGACGUCGCAACGUCCGUCAAUAUAGGAAAGAUCUGUCCAUGGACUCUGGCAUCCAUGGUAGCUCCUGCGACCUCGCUGAAGCCUGCAGUGGCUCUGACCCCGAAGAGAACAUGGACGACGACAGCCUCAACAGAUCUCUUGAAGUAACUGUACCUGAAUGUACAGUAGACAAGAAUUCAUCUGCUGCAGUUCCGCCUGCAAUGAAGCUGAUUAAUAGUCGCCCUGGUAGUACUUUGGAAGUACAUCAAGUGGAGACCUUCAACUUGGUUGAAGAAGUCUACGUUAUGGAAGACUCCAAAAGAGAACUCCAUCCUGUGGCUCACGAAAUAAUCGUAGGUGGAAAUCAUGCUUUCAAGAAUCAUCGUGUCUCCAUCGCCGAAGAAACUGUUCUUGACGCCGACAGUUUGGCCGGUACCAGGGACCUCGUCGCUUCUGAACAACCCAGAGAUAAGCUUUCCAGCAGUUUCAGCUGCGAAGACACCGUUCAAAAUCCUUCGAAAAACAUUUCGGAAACUUCAGUCGGCAAGGCAUGCAACGGACACCGAACACCCAGAAACCUCACCCCACUGAAAGAGGAAUCUGCAGCAGAUAACUCAAACAUGAACCUUGAUCCAUUAACAAGAACAUAUGUGUCAUACUCUACUCCCUCUCUGGAUGAUGUUCCAGUCGUUGAAGCGAUAUCGGAAAGCGGCGCUGAAGCAAAAGUGACGAAAAUGGUGACAGUUGGUAGCAGAGAAGAGUUGGACGUGUCACGUGAUGUUAGUAAUAAUACCACAGGAGUUACCCAGCCACUUCAGCUCCAACACUUCGUGGUCGUUGCUAUAGACAUUGGAACUACCUACAGUGGAUACGCCUUUUGUUUCACCCGGGAUCUUGACUCCAACAUUCACAUGAUGAGAAAAUGGGAAGGAGGAGACCCCGGGCUGAAUAACCAAAAGACACCCACCACGCUACUCCUCACACCUAGCGGAGAGUUUCACUCCUUUGGCUUUGCUGCUAGGGACUAUUUCCAUGACUUGGACUUACAAGAGGCUAAGAAGUGGCUGUAUUUUGACAAGUUCAAAAUGGCCCUUCAUCACAACCAGGAUUUGAACCGAAACACGGAGUUAAAAGCAGCGAAUGGUCAGCCAGUGUCUGCACUCACUGUAUUUGCCCAUGCCUUGCGUCACCUCAAGCGCUAUGCUUUAUUGGAGUUGUCUGACCAGACUGGUUCAAACGUUGCUGUUGAAGAUGUCCGCUGGGUUGUGACUGUACCCGCCAUCUGGAAACAACCUGCCAAACAAUUUAUGAGAGAAGCCGCAUAUCAGGCAGGUCUUUGUGAGCCUGGAUGGCCUGAGAAUCUCUUGAUAGCAUUAGAGCCUGAAGUGGCUUCCAUCUGCUGCCGUAAACUGCGCCUGAAUCAGCUUGUGCCAGAGCGACCAAUUGAACAGACUGAGCUGAAAAUAAGGCGGACCUCCAGUUCUACUUUGAAUCUUCCCCUGGAACCCACUGGAAACAACUUGGUCCUUGAAGACAGCAGAGAAGGUACACGUUAUAUGGUGGUGGACUGUGGAGGAGGGACAGUGGACAUCACGGUUCAUGAACUCAGUGAAUGUAAUGGUACCUUACGUGAACUUCACAAAGCUACAGGUGGACCUUGGGGAUCCAUGGGUGUUGAUUAUGAGUUUGAACGACUACUUGAAGAUAUAUUUGAUACCGAAUUCAUGGAUCAAUUCAAGCUAAAGCGUCCGGCUGCAUAUGUGGAACUCUUAUUGAGUUUUGAAGCCCGCAAAAGAAGUGCUAGUCCUCAUCGAGAUUCAUCAUUCAACAUUUUUCCACCUUUUGCCUUCAUUGAUUAUUAUCGUAAAUCCAAAGGCAAAGAGAUUGAACAGGCAGUGAAGAAAUAUGGGAGAAAGGACAUAACUUGGUCUACACAAGGGAUGCUGAGACUCCAACCUAAAGUGAUGAUGGAACUCUUCAGACCAAUGCUGGAUAAAAUAAUACAGCACAUUCGAGAUGUUCUGGAAAGUCCAAGAGUGAAUGGCAUCAAGUUUUUGUUUCUUGUUGGAGGAUUUGCAGAGUCUCAGAUCCUGCAGCAUGAAGUUAGGAAGACAUUUGGUGACAAAGUGAAAGUUAUCAUACCACAGGGUGUGUCAUUAACAAUUCUUCGAGGAGCAGUUCUGUUUGGUUUGAAUCCAGGACUGGUGACAGUUCGCCGAUCUAAACAGACAUAUGGUGUUGGUGUGCUGAAACAUUUUGUGCAUGGGAUUCAUCCUCUGGAGAAACUAAUUGAGAAAGAUGGUGUGGAGUGGUGUGCUGAUGUGCUGGACAAGUUUGUUUUGGCUGAGCAGUCAGUGGAAAUUGGAGAGACUGUGGUACGCCGGUAUACUCCAGCCUGUCCUUCCCAGAAGUCCAUUGUUAUUAACAUCUAUAGUGCUGACUCUGAUGAUGCGCAAUUCAUCACUGAUCAAGGAGUUCAUCGCUGUGGAACUCUGAGACUUGACAUACCUGAUGUGAAUGACAACCAUAACAGUGAUAAAUGUCGGGAAAUUCAUACACGUAUGGUGUUUGGGGGAACAGAAGUGACUGCUAGUGCACUUGAUAUAGCAACAGGACACACAGUGCAUGCAGAGAUGGACUUUCUUACUAUAGCCAGUGAUACCGAAAUAUAAACUUUAGUUAUCUGCAGAAUUCUGACUGUCUGUUGGUCAUGAUCCUUAUGAUGUUCCACAGUUUUGUUCAGGUACAAAUUACUGUGUCUAUCCUAUAGACUUCUUAAUCAUAUGACUAGAACAAUUGUUAUGGAUGUAUAUGGCAAUGGACUCCUGUUUCAAAGGUGUCAGGUUUGAGACUAGUUGGGUUCAGUGAAAUUUUUCUUCAUACCUUGCCUUUUCUCUCAACUCAAGAACAUCUGUGAAUGUCUUAAGUGCGGUUUGAAAGAUAUGUUACGGUUUAUGUCUCCUCUGCUGGAUCAUCGUCUUUAGUGCUCUCCUGUCAGGAAUAAUUUGAACCCUUUUCUAUGACUGCCCACAUCCUAAAAACUGAUUACUUCAAUCUUGCCAGAAUGAUAGAGGCCAAAAGGGAAGACAGACCAUAGAAAUAAAAAAUAAAAACAUAUACACAAAAAGUAGUUCAGUGUUAAGUCAAGGGCAGCAAAGAUUUCUGGGCACACUUCUAAACAAUUCUUCUUUUCGAAAAAUCAUGGGAAUAUGUUCUAGACUAUAUUCAUUAAUUAAUUAAAGCAUCAAAUACCUUUUUGAGGAAAAGAAGAUGUGAAACAGUGUACCUAAAUGAUCACACGGGACUGAAUAUCAGGCCUUCUGAACAUCAAUGUAAUAGAAGCUGUUACACCUGUUUAACAUAUCUGUAUAUAAAAGAGGCUCUUCUAUACAACAGAGAGAGCAGAGCCACAAAAUGUUCACUCACAACAUGGAGACCAUUCAUUUAAUACUGCUAUAAACAUUACAAACUUGUGAAGCUGUAACACUAAUCUGGAAUUUAAUUUACUGAAAAUUUUGAAAUAGCGGAAGCCAAUAAUGGUUAUGAAAAAUUAAGGUAAAACUGUGGAGGCCCAUAGGGUUGUGAGAUGUUGAGGCUCCCACAUUUUCUAGACAAUCGACUAUAGAUGGUGGUCAAACUGUUAGCCUUAAAUGCCAGCUGCCCUUCAUCCCACUGGAUGAUUCCAGGUACUAAUUUCUGUUAGAGGCUGAGUUGCUCCUAGGGCCACAGUGUGACUGGAAAGAUUAGGUCA
Cryptotermes secundus is the source of this 4927-nucleotide messenger RNA. Its product is annotated as heat shock 70 kDa protein 12A. The transcript is spliced from 14 exons. The record is from RefSeq and is a predicted model, not a curated record. The coding region runs from base 381 to 3848 and encodes 1155 amino acids. Lineage: Eukaryota; Metazoa; Arthropoda; Insecta; Blattodea; Kalotermitidae.